AUGAACGCCAACACCAAUAGCUCAAUGGCUUGCCACACCCCUGUAUCCAUUGACGGUGAAUUGGGCCCUUCUCACUUUGCACUUAUAUCUAUCGAUAUAGAAGGCAGUCUUCACUUGCGGUGCUCUCGGUCGAUUGCCAAAACCUUCCAGGGAUCCCUGUCGGUACGGUUAGCGGAUGUCUUUUUGAAGGCUGUCAUGAUGUCAGGAGAAGCUUGUUCGGCGAUAGAUGAAGGUAGGUUUCAUAUUAACUGCACAGAGUACGAUCAAAUGACAAUCUUAGCAUACUAUGGCGUCCCAGCAUCACCUUACCAAACCGCGCCAGCCAUUAGAGAAAGUUCGCACCCCAUUGCCCCUCGCAAGACGGGCUUAGAUGGCAAAGAGCAAACACGAAAUUUCCCACCAGCUAGUCUACUUCCGCCAACGGCAGAGUCGACCCACACAGAGUCUUUGUCUCCCUGGGACACACAGAGUCUGAACCCCACAAAAAGAAAUGUUUGGAGCGAUGACAACAGAAUGUGGAGGCCGGAAGUCACGAUAUCUAUUAUAGACCGCACUUUGCUACGGAAAUACUAUGAGAAGGCAUUUCAAAACCUGCAGCAGACGAACUGCCGGGCCCUCGCGAAAGCCUAUAUCAAGCUGGUGGAGCCCCGCAAGCAGAUGAUUUUUCCGUAUAACGGGCGCAUGGUCGUCGCAGGGGUCACUCAGCAGCUUGACCCAGAGGUGACCAAGCCGCCCUGGUGGCCUCGCAGAGUGAGGCACCGAGAGCCUGACCAUCUUCUGAAAGAGGAGCGCAUCAAGCUUCUAAUUCAUAUAUUGUGCGAGCUGCGUACUAGCCACCGUAUCACGGCCAGAAAGCUUCGGGAGGCCGACCAGCGAAUUCGCCGGCAUAUAUUCCCAGCAGAGCGAUUAUGCAUCUUGGAUGAGAUCUAUCGGGUUCGACGGGAGGAGGAAGAUUUAUUGGAGGGGAAGAGUGUCUGGAUUUGUCGUAUGAACCUGCCGGAAGCAACGGGGGCCACAUUCAACCACAAUGAAUAUACCAGACAGAGCAUCCCCUUUGAUCCAGCAUCCCCAAUCUCGAGCACCACAUCUGCAUGUGUCAAAUCAGGCUCUACUAAGGAUGCUCCGCCGGCAUUAUUUGCGCCUGUACCAAAUUUCCCGGACUUACCUCUGGGCCAUCCCUUUGACGUACAUGGUCAUUUUCCUGGGGAAUACUACACAGGACUGGAUCCCGAGAUCAUACGUGGCUUUGACAUGACUGUGCCAAUAUCAAUGCCGUCGCAGGGUCUGAAAAGGAAACGCGAAAGCGAAGACAUCUCUCAUGUCGAUGCCACCAGGCCGGCUGCACUCACGCACGACCUCUCUUCUUCGGUCACUGUCCAUCUCCAACCCUAUCCGGUAGAGUACUCAGGCGAAUCUUGCGACUUCCUGCAGCAAGUUUUCGUGUCGCCUGGGCUCUCUACAACCGAAGCAUUGGCGCAGCCGAAGGAGGGGCCUGAUAUCUCUUACAAUUUCGGCUAUUGGUAA
Molecule: messenger RNA, 1524 nt
Organism: Penicillium egyptiacum
Lineage: Eukaryota; Fungi; Ascomycota; Eurotiomycetes; Eurotiales; Aspergillaceae
Source: the annotation of a GenBank genome assembly